UUUGCUAAGAAGAUAGGAUCAUCUCAUCUGUCAUGUAUAUCUUCCCAAACCACGAUUUUUAAGCUGAAGAGCAGAUAGGUUAUCUCACAAGGCCCAGUAAGGCCCAUCCAUGUUCUUAAUCGUCGUAGACUGAGAGAUUAGGGUUUACCAAGUAAAAACACAAAAAAAAACAAAUCAUUUGCUGUGUUUCUGCCAUGUAUUCUUUGAUACUCCGUGGAAGAAGGUUGAAGAAAUGUAGUCUCUCGCAAAAUGAAACUGCUCUCCUCAUCACUUCCUUCUCCUCUGCUGCUCGCAAAGAUCCCAACUUUACAGUCUCUACCUACCUCGUCGAUUCACUGGGACUAACCACAAAACUCGCCGAAUCAAUCUCAAAGAAAGUCAGCUUUAACAACAACAACAACAACAAAUGUAACCCUGAUUCAGUUCUGAAUCUCUUUAGAUCUCAUGGCUUCACAGAUUCUCAAAUCUCCACCAUCAUUACAGACUACCCGCAAGUGCUUACACUAGAUGCUGACAAGUCUCUUGCUCCAAAGCUUCAAGCUUUGCAAUCAAAAGUAUCUUUCACUGAAACCAUCUCGAAAGUUCCAAAGAUCUUGUCAAAGGACAGGUCUUUAACCGUGUACUAUGACUUCGUCAAAGAGGUCAUGGAAGCGGAUAAGAAGAGGAGCUCAAAGGUGGAAGCUUUAUUAUCAUCCCCAGGGAGGGGUAAACAGGAGAAUAAACUCAGAAAUGUUUUGGCUUUGAGAGAUCUUGGUGUCCCUCAGAGGUUGCUGUUCCCUUUGCUUAUCUCUGACCUUCCACAUAUCUGUGGGAAAGAGACGUUUCAAGAGUCUCUCAAGAAGGUUCUUGAGAUGGGUUUUGACCCCACAACUCCCAAGUUUCUUGAAGCUCUGAGGGUUGUUAAGGGGUUGAACAAGGAAGCGUUGGAAGAGAAAGUGAAUGUUUAUAGACGUUUAGGGUUUGCUGUGGAUGAGAUAUGGGCGAUGUUCAAGAAGUUUCCUACUUUCUUGACACUCUCUGAGAAGAAGAUAACUCUCAACUUCGAAACCAUGAGGAAGUGUGGACUACUUGAAGAAGAGGUACGCUCCGUGGUGAAGAAGUUUCCUCAGUGCAUUGGUGUUUCAGAGAAGAAUAUACUGAACUCUGUUGAGACGUUCAUAGGGUUAGGUUUCAGCAGAGACGAUGUUGCGAUGAUGCUCAAGCGUCUCCCUCAUUGCAUUGGUUAUUCUGUGGAGACGGUUAAGAAGAAGACUGAGUUUGUUGUGAAGGAGAUGAGUUGGCCACUGAAGGCUGUGGCUUCAUACCCUCAGGUGCUUGGAUACAGCAUGGAGAAGAGGAUGGUGCCGAGGUGUAAUGUAAUCAAAGCUCUGAUCUCUAAAGGGUUGAUCAAAAGUGAACUCCCUCCGGUGUCUACUGUUUUGGUGUGUACUGAUCAGGAUUUCUUGAAAAGGUAUGUGAGGAAACAUGAUGAUGAUGAGGAGCUUGUGGCUGAGUUGAUGGGUAUUUUCAGUGGAGAGACAAGAACAGAAAAAGGAUAAAAGGUUCUGAAACUUUAAAUAUGAAUCUUAGAUAUUAAUUAGAUCUAAGUGAUGAUCCUAGGACCAAAUGGUUUUUACUUGUAAUGACUAAUGAGCUAGAGAUGAGUUUCGGUUGUAACAUUUUAUUCAAAGAUGAUUUUUAAUUUAUAUUAAACAUAUGGAAGAUAGAAACUUAAAAAGAGAGGGUGAUGCAAAAAGGGACAAGAGUGACAGACUCAGAACAACAAAGCAAAGACGCAACGUACUUUUAAAAAAAGUAGCAAAUAGUGUACUUCUUCUUCUUCUUUCAGAUUUACUCAUCAGCCUUCUCCACGGCAACUUCUGCUGGAGCUGCGGCGGCUUGGACGGCGGCUACUU
Raphanus sativus (radish) is the source of this 1895-nucleotide messenger RNA. RefSeq lists its product as uncharacterized. The transcript has a single exon. Bases 195 to 1538 code for a protein of 447 amino acids. The record is from RefSeq and is a predicted model, not a curated record. Gene Ontology annotation, molecular function: double-stranded DNA binding. NCBI's taxonomy places the organism in Eukaryota, Viridiplantae, Streptophyta, Magnoliopsida, Brassicales, Brassicaceae. Gene Ontology annotation, cellular component: chloroplast. Gene Ontology annotation, biological process: chloroplast organization; regulation of DNA-templated transcription.